AUGGCUUCGACACCCAUGGAUCUGGACUACCGGGACUCAACUCCUGCCAAUGGAACUUCGCUGAACAUUACGCGAUCGCUGAACGCAAACAACACUUCUCAAUUGAGCGAUGUUAUCUCGACGUUUCGUCCUACAAAGUUAUUCAAGAGGGAUGACAUCAAAGACGGCCGGCCGCAACCUCAUGUUCUCUCGCUUGACUUCGACGAUCCGGGUGAGCUUCUUAUGACAUCCGAAAGCGACGAGACCAUUCAGAUCUACAACGUUAAGGAGGGACGGCAUGAAAAGAGUCUCUUAAGCAAGAAAUAUGGCGUAAAGCUGGCAAAUUUCACCCAUACAAGUUCGAGCAUUCUCUAUGCGAGCACAAAACAGAAUGACCAGAUUCGCUACCUUGCCACCCACGACAACUCCUUCAUCAGAUACUUCGAGGGCCACGAGAAGAGUGUGACAGAUAUUGCAGUGCACCCAGGAGCUGAUAAUUUCAUCUCCUGCAGCCAGGAUAACACAGUGCGCCUGUGGGAUGUAUCCACAAAGCAGUGGUGCGGCCAGCUUUUCCUCAAUACGCCAUACCUUGCCGCAUACGAUCCCUCGGGACAGACUUUCGCAGUCGCUUCUCCAAGCAGCGGAAGUGUGUUGCUGUACGACUGUCGCAACUACGACAAGGCGCCCUUCGCGACUUUCGACCUGAUCGAUGUGGGCAGACACGUAGACCCCCAGUUUGUGAUCAGGGGCUGGACUAAACUGGAGUUUUCGAACGAUGGAAAGCACAUGCUUGUCGGCACGCGUGGGAGUGGCCAUUUUCUCAUCGAUGCUUUUGAUGGCAGCCUGAAGGCCUAUCUCCGCAAGCCUGAAGGCGGCACUCGACGAUUGGCUGCGGGUGAAGGCGUAAAUGCUACUUACAAUGGUGUUUCGAGAAUCGAUCCUGCCACGGUGGAGAGCAGCGGUGAAUGUUGCUUCUCGGUGGAUGGUAGAUUUGUGCUCAGUGGUACCAAAAAGGAUGUCUUGGUAUGGGAUACCUUGACGCCGCCGAACGAAACCAAGACUCUUAACCCCGCCUGGACUUUGGAGGACAAGCGAGAGGCGGCAGUGCUGGCAUUCAACCCUCGGUACAACUUCUUCGCGACGGCUGACCAGGAAGUUGUCUUCUGGCUGCCUGACCCGCCUCAAUAG
Colletotrichum gloeosporioides is the source of this 1167-nucleotide messenger RNA. RefSeq names its product COMPASS component SWD2. The coding region runs from base 1 to 1167 and encodes 388 amino acids. Gene Ontology annotation, cellular component: Set1C/COMPASS complex. Gene Ontology annotation, molecular function: chromatin binding; protein binding. Lineage: Eukaryota; Fungi; Ascomycota; Sordariomycetes; Glomerellales; Glomerellaceae. The transcript has 3 exons. The record is from RefSeq and is a predicted model, not a curated record.